ACAGAAAUCAUUUUAUCCAAAUCAGCAGAUGGCCUAAUGGCGUAGACAUUUGCGGAUCAUGUUUUGCUGCUUAGGUUCUGACAGGGAGGAGGAUGCUGUCUUUGUUGAUGCCACCAGCGUUCUUGCUGAGGGCACUGAGCUCCAAGACGGUUCCUCAUACAAAGGCCAAUGGCAGGGUACUCUGCCGCACGGAUAUGGCGUGCAGGUUUGGAAGGAUGGUUCCAAGUAUACCGGCAAUUGGAAAGCUGGACAAUUCAACGGCAACGGAAGGUUUGAACAUAGCAACGGUGACAUUUACGAGGGCGACUUUCUGAAUGGAGCUGCCCAUGGCCAAGGUACAUACACGCAGGCCUCUGGAGCCAAGUAUACCGGCCAAUGGCACAAGGAUCAGAAGCAUGGAGAAGGAUCGGAAGAAUGGCCUGAUGGCACCAGGUACGAAGGCCAAUACAUGAACGGUGACAAGACCGGUUUGGGCAAGUUGACCUGGUCUGAUGGGUCAUACUACGAAGGUGAAUUUAAGAGCCGACACAUCGAUGGAAAAGGCAAGUACUGCUGGGCCGAUGGGCGUUACUUCGAGGGAGAGUGGCUACUUGAUCAGAUCCACGGCAAAGGUCAGUUUAACUGGCCAGAUGGUCGUAUCUAUGUUGGAGAGUAUAGCUUCGACAAGAAGCACGGUUCCGGCACUUUCCAAUGGCCAGAUGGGCGGAGGUAUGAAGGAGAAUGGGCUUAUGGUCUACAGCAUGGUAAAGGCUGCCUUUCGAAGCCUGACGGCUCCCGAGAAGAUGGUGCCUGGAGUGAAGGGAAGUUUCAAGGUGAAGCACGCACGGUGUCCAAGAAGCUACUAGCGAGCAGCUAGGCAGCCUGUCCAGUGUCCAGGGCAGAAAGACGUCGUUUGGGGAAAAGCUACAUGAAAGCAACAGCUCCAGGAGAUCCAGGAGAUUCCCCGUGGUGG
Molecule: messenger RNA, 952 nt
Organism: Durusdinium trenchii
Lineage: Eukaryota; Dinophyceae; Suessiales; Symbiodiniaceae
Source: the annotation of a GenBank genome assembly